Molecule: messenger RNA, 3627 nt
Organism: Dicentrarchus labrax (European seabass)
Lineage: Eukaryota; Metazoa; Chordata; Actinopteri; Moronidae
Gene: napepld
Product: N-acyl phosphatidylethanolamine phospholipase D
Exons: 10
Coding region: 345-1550 (401 amino acids)
Biological process (GO): N-acylethanolamine metabolic process; N-acylphosphatidylethanolamine metabolic process
Cellular component (GO): cytoplasm; membrane-bounded organelle
Molecular function (GO): N-acylphosphatidylethanolamine-specific phospholipase D activity; zinc ion binding
Source: RefSeq, a predicted model, not a curated record
UCAGAGGAUUUUGCACCGACGUCACAGAAACCGAGCUGGUGCCGACUAAUGAUCCUCACCGUCCUGCUGCAUUUCAAACUCCUGUCGCUGAAAAACACAUCUUUCCAGCAGCAUUUUACUGUUUCCUUUAAGUUUCCACUCGCUGCUGCCUCAAAAAGACACGCUAUAGUGAUGCAAACUGUAAUUGGGACUGCUCAGGGAAGCGUAUAGCUUUUAAUAAUGUUACCCAGUUCGCAUUAACGCAGUAUAUGGCGAACGCAAAUGCAACAAAUAUGUCUCCUCGCUAAAGAAAACAACCGGUGGUAUUUUGUUGCGUUCAAGUUUUCAGGUGUGGUGCUGAGCCCAUGGAGAAGCCAUCAUCUUCAGGCAGAGCAGCACUGGAGGAGAGAAAAGGCCUUGUUGAGGAUGUUGAAGGGCUGAGAGGUGCUGAGGGUGGUGAGGUGGAUCCUCAGACCCCGAGGAAGAGCAGCUCCUCUCGCUCCUCCCGCAAGAGCUUCCGUCUGGACUACCGGCUGGAGGAGGAAGUGACAAAAUCUUGUCGGGACAAACACGGCCGCUGGACCAACCCCUGGUCCACAUGGCGGUUCCCUUCCUACACCACCCUGCUCAGGUUCCUGUUGUUGGAUAAGAACCACAGCAACAUACCAACUACCAAAGAGGCUCUGGACAGUGAGCUCCCAGUGAUGGAACCGUACUUCAUCCAGAACCCAGACCUCACCGACUCUGGUCCAGGUCUGAGAGUCACCUGGCUGGGUCACGCCACGGUUCUGGUUGAAAUGGACGGGCUGAAUAUUCUGACAGACCCAAUUUUCAGCCAGAGGGCCUCGCCAUUUCAGUUCUUGGGGCCCAAACGGUACAGAGGGCCCCCCUGCACUGUCGAACAGCUGCCCAGGAUCGACGCUGUCGUCAUCAGUCAUUCUCAUUAUGACCAUCUGGAUGCUGGAUCUGUGGCCAGCCUUAAUGAACGCUUUGGAGGGGAGCUACGCUGGUUCGUGCCCCUGGGUUUGAUGGACUGGCUGAUGAAGAUGGGCUGUGAGAACGUGAUGGAGCUGGAUUGGUGGGAGGAGAACUGUGUCCCGGGUCAUGAUGACAUCACAUUUGUUUGCACACCCUCUCAGCACUGGAGCAAACGCACCGCACUGGACGAUAACAAGUCUUUAUGGGGCAGCUGGUCUAUUUUGGGUCCAGACCAUCGAUUCUUCUUCGCUGGUGAUACCGGCUACUGCUCUUCCUUCCAGGAGAUUGGACGACGCUUUGGACCGUUUGACCUCGCAGCAAUCCCCAUCGGAGCAUACCUGCCCAGGGAUAUGAUGCAGGGGCAGCAUGUAGAUCCAGAAGAGGCUGUUCAGAUUCACCAAGACCUCCAGGCCAAACAGUCUGUGGCCAUUCACUGGGGAACCUUUGCUCUCGCCUAUGAGUACUACCUGGAGCCACCGGUCCGUCUCCGAGAGGCCCUGGAACAGAAAGGACUGAAGCCAGAAGCCUUCUUCACUCUGCAUCACGGGGAGUCUCGCCUUCUAGUUUCACAAGGAGGAGACGUGUUUGACUGAUUCCCUCUGGAGUGUUUUGUGGGCCGUUUGUCUGUAACAAAAGGACAGAACAUUUUGUUUAUCAUAUUUAGAUGGACUUCAGUGAUUUAAGUUUGAAAUGCAUAUACGUAUGCAGCUUAUCCCAACUGAAAUAUUCAAAUGUUCCGCAGUACUGUUUACAUAAUGAAUGUCUGCCCUACCAUUGUCAAGGUGGGGCAAUACUACCUACAGGAGUUCCACUAUAAAAAACUGGUUGAUUAGAUGUGUGUAAUUCUUUCAGGCAAAACUCAGCUCAUCUAAUAGCUCAUGAGAAACAAGGUAUUCGAUUUCCACACAGAUGUUAAAUGUUGUCAGUCAGUGUGGUAAGUGUAAAGGUCAAGUCACAAAGAUUUGUAUCAGUGUAACAAAAAACAAAAAGCAGUUAACAGAAAAACAAAAGUACCAGUUUUACAUGGAGUACUGGAGACAACUAAAUAUUGUCUCUAUUAAGUGAUAACUAAUUCAUUUUGGUGCUUGUAAUAAUGUUGUAUUAUAUAAUAACUCAACAAAAUGUAAUACAUGUUCACUUCAUGAUUUAAUAACACCCACAUUUUGUAAUACAUUACGUACUAUGCUGCUUACAAAAUGCAGGAGUUGCACUUUUUAUGAUGAAAAAUGUAUGUGGUGUAUGUAUUAGGUAAUCAACCAAUCAUGUUUUCAUCUGUACACGUUACAUUUUUAUCAAUGAACCUAAAUUAAACUUAGUAAAUAUUAAAUUAGACUGUGACCCGUGGUUCCCCCUUGGCAUUAUAGUUGACUGAUCAACUACUCUAAUUACAACCAAAUUCAAGGACUUUGUCAAAUGCUAAAAAAUAACUAAUUCAUGCUUUUAUUUCUAGCUCGGUGUACUACUGCAGCAGUCUUUUGACAGGGUUCCCUGAAAAGACUUCAAAAAAAGGCUUCAGCCUAUUCAAAUAGAGUUCAUUAAAAAAAAAAAAAAGAAGCAACUACCACAUUUUGUAAUAAUUUAUUAUAAUUUUGUGGGAAAAAAUACAUAUCGGUUCAGGCUGUUUAUUACUAAAUGAAACCGAUUGCUACAAAAUCUGUUAUUACAUAAUGAAGUGAAAAUGUAUCACAUUUUGUCAAGUUGCUACAUAAUGUGUUCAAAAGCAUUUGCAAAGUGUUUCUAGCUCGCUCCUCCAGUCUGGAACAACCACUGAAAAGAAAUCUGCAUGCUCGUGCCGUCGACUGGCACAAACCUUCUGGUCAAGAGGCCAAAAUCUCUCCAGAAUUGUUUUCAGACUUUCUGAAAUUGUAGAGUAAAAUGAGUGAAAUGUAAUCAGCAUUAAACUCACAUGGUGUUCUGGGUGCUGGUCCCAUGUUACUAUAGUAACCAGUGCUCCUGAAUGGAGAUAUUAGUGCAGUUUGUGUGUGUGGGGUUGAACCACAGACCUUCAGUAUGAAGCUUGACUGCAGACAGUGUGAUGCAGCUUUCUAUUGACACAGCUGGACUUCCUGUGAGCUGUAAUAUAGACGAGAAAACCAACUAUUAGUUACUUAGAGUAGAGAUUUUCAAAGAUUGCUGCUAGCUAAUGCCUCAUUACAAAAUUUGUUUUUUUCCUGAAUGUACUCUGGCCAACCUGAAACUACAAGAGACACAGAAGUGCUAGGAGAAAUCUUAUUUUUGUUGUCUGAUAUUAAUUCCCAACAACUGUACACAGAUAAGAAACUGUAGCGGAAGAGCUGUGAGAUGCAGGCAGAAGUUGAGCUGGGUUCAGCUUCAUGCACUGCAAAUGUUUUUGCUUUGUUCCUGCUUCAGAAUUUUGUUUUUGAUGCUCGGAAACCACAGCACAAGACUUUUCUCGGUGUGAUCACUCACUCAUUUUCAUCUCUUAGAAUUUAAGAUGCAUUUGCCUCGCUGAGCAACAGUAGAAUCAUUUUAGUACUCAGCUUUUCAAGUGAAUUUUAUUUUUAAUGCCGAAUGUAAGAACAGUUGACAACACAAUGAUGAGUUCAUUUAGUAGCCUGGUUGUAACUACAAGGCCAAACAGUGCUAACUGUGGUUUACACUUGAUCCAUGUCAUUGAAUUACCCAUUAAAUAUAUAACUUACACUUCAA